Molecule: messenger RNA, 1784 nt
Organism: Cajanus cajan (pigeon pea)
Lineage: Eukaryota; Viridiplantae; Streptophyta; Magnoliopsida; Fabales; Fabaceae
Product: protein NRT1/ PTR FAMILY 4.6
Biological process (GO): transmembrane transport
Cellular component (GO): membrane
Molecular function (GO): transmembrane transporter activity
Source: RefSeq, a predicted model, not a curated record
UCUCUCUUUUUCUUGCCUAACUAUCUCACAAUUCCAAACCCGAAAAGACGAGAGAAUUAUGGAAUUAGAACGAAACCAGAUAACCACAUGGGAAGGAUAUGUUAAUUGGAGGAACAAGCCAGCUCUCAGAAGCAGUCAUGGUGGCAUGUUUGCUGCUUCCUUCGUUUUAGUGGCGGAAAUAUUUGAGAAUCUGGCAUAUAUAGCCAAUGCAAGCAAUUUGGUGUUGUAUUUGAACCAGCACAUGCACAUGUCCCUUUCCAAAUCAGCCAACAGUGUCACAAAUUUCAUGGGAACGGCGUUCUUCCUUGGUCUGCUUGGAGGUUUCUUAUCUGAUGCUCUUUUCACCACUUAUCACAUCUACCUCAUAAGUGCAGUGAUUGAACUCCUGGGAUUAGUUGUGCUCACUAUACAAGCUCGUUCACCUUCACUGCAGCCACCAAAAUGUGACUCAGCCACCACCCUAUGCCAUGAAGUUAGUGGUGGAAAAGCAGCAAUUUUGUAUGCAGGACUUUAUUUGGUGGCUCUUGGAAUUGGAGGGUGUAAGGGGUCAUUACCAUCACAUGGUGCUCAACAAUUAGAUGAGAACACCCCAUCUGGAAGGAAGCAACGAUCAACCUUCUUCAACUACUUUGUGUUUUGCUUGUCAACUGGUGGCCUUAUUGCAGUUACAUUUGUGGUGUGGGUUGAAGAUAACAAAGGGUGGGAAUGGGGUUUUAUAAUCUCUACUAUAAGCAUAUCUGUAUCUUUCCUAAUAUUUUUGGCAGGCUCAACUACCUACAGAAGCAAGAUCCCUUCUAGAAGUCCACUUACAACUAUUUUGAAGGUACUAGUUGCUGCUACACUUAACGGUUGCUUCAGGAGAAAUUCUAGUAAUAUUAUGGUGGAAGAAUAUGCCGUAGAAAACAAGGGGACUGAAGCUCCAACCAAUACCUUAAAAUUUCUCAAUAAAGCAAUUGAAAACAACACACAGUGUUUAGCAAUGAAAUGCACUGUGGAGGAAGUAGAAGAUGUGAAGAUAGUGUUAAAAGGACUACCCAUAUUUGUUUGCACCAUUAUGCUAAAUUGCUGCGUGGCUCAGCUAUCCACUUUCUCUAUUGAACAGGCUGCAACAAUGAACACCAAACUUGGUUCCUUCACGGUGCCACCAGCCUCCUUAUCAGUUUUCCCAUUGGUCUUUAUCUUGAUUUUGGCACCAAUUUAUGACCACAUCAUCAUCCCAUUUGUAAGAAAAGUAACCAAAACAGAAAUGGGCAUCACUCAUCUCCAACGAAUUGGAAUUGGAUUAGUCCUCUCUAUAAUUUCUAUGAUAGUGGCAGCAAUUGUUGAAGUAAAGAGGAAACAGGUAGCCAUUCACUCCGGCCUCAUAGAUACAACCAAACCAUUACCCAUCACAUUUUUUUGGAUUGCUCUCCAGUUCUUGUUCCUUGGUUCUGCUGAUCUUUUCACCCUUGCUGGGAUGUUGGAAUUUUUCUUCACAGAGGCACCAACUAGGAUGAGAUCCUUGGCUUCAUCACUUUCUUGGGUCUCUGUGGCUUUUGGGUACUACCUAAGUUCAGCAAUUGUAUCAAUAGUGAAUAGAGUCACUGGUAAUGCCUCUCAUAAACCGUGGCUAUCUGGGGCCAACCUUAACCACUAUCACUUAGAGAGGUUUUACUGGCUUAUGUGUGUGCUUAGUGUGUUGAAUUUCUUACACUACCUGUUUUGGGCUAUUAGAUACAAAUAUAGAGGAAAAGGAACUACAACUGAAUGAAAAAAUUGAAAGGGAAGUCUUCAAGUGGUUUAAA